AUGAACCACAGCGCGCUGGAGCUGCGCCGAGCCACAGGUUCUGAGCCGUUCAAGCGCGACAUGAAGCGCCCGUCGUCGUCGUCGUCUUCGUCUUCCCCUGCUACGGACUCGAGCGGCCGGCUGAGCUUCAGCACGUUCCUCCUGGACGAAGAAACAGCCGCAGCAGCCGCGUCUUCGGUGCCGCAACUUAAGACCAACAAACGGGCUCUUCCACCGCCUUUGCCGCCGUUGCGAGCUCAAGGAACAGCAGCGCCAGUGGAGUACCCGCUGCUGUGGCAGGAGCAGGUGCCGCCAGUCGCUGCGUGGCGACAAAGGGGAGUUUCAAAUGGAGACAUUCCUGUGCUGGAAGCUGCUCGAGACAGUAGCGACUUUUGCUUGGACGGAGGAAAUCAGGGCCAAGUGGAACUCAAUGACAUUGAAGAAGACGGAGCAGACGCUCGAGUCGUCGUCGGGGACUACGACGCUGAUGACGACGACGACGUCGUGCCGGUGUUGCAGACGGCGGAAGACGCCAUGCGAGCUCAGAGGUACACGGGCAACAAGAAGUUUUCGUGGCGAGUGUCGGCGAGGAGAGGGGUGCCUACGGGCCGGACGACGGUUCGUGUGCCGGAUCAGGAGACGCUCUUAAGCAUGUCAACAACGAGUGCAGAUCUGUUGUCGUCGAGCUACGAACUGUCUAACAGCAGUGCUCAAGGAGCAAGGAAUAGCUCGACUCCACCGGUCCGAAUUGAUCGUGAACUCGUGCGCAGUGGGUGGCUUUACAAACAGGCAAAUGUCAUGAAAACGUGGAAACGGCGGUAUUUCGUACUGAUAAAGCGCACGAAUGCUGCAACUGGGGAUUAUUGGGCAUCACUGCAGUACUAUAAAGGAAACAAUUUUGGCAAGCUGCGAGGGGAAAUGCACUUGCAAGGCGGCAUGUUGUCUGUGCGCUUUUUGGAACCAGACGAGACGAAGAGACCAUUCUGUUUUGAAAUAGCUGGUGAAGACUUUUCGUUUGUAUGUUCCGGAUCGAACGAUGAAGACGCGAGUGCAUGGGUGUGUCUAUUGCAGAGUUUAUCAGGCGGGGGUGGUAGUACAAUCUCACCGUCGGGCAGCUUGCUUGGAGCGUCAACGGCAAAUCGACUUUUGCAUUCGGGAGACGAGUCGAAGGGUAAUCGGGUUCGCCCCAGCACCAUCGACGCUCGAAGUAUUCGAAUUGUAGCUGAGUUGCGGAAAGUGCUUCACACGAGCAAGUCCCCUGAAGCUGCUCAGUAUAAAGGGUUCAUAGGCUCAUUUGAGUCCCGGGGCACAGGCGCGCUUCGCCAAUUUCGAGAGUUCCAUGCAAAGUUGACAGAAGCCAUUGUGAACGAUCACGGUGCUCGUAUCUUGGCAGCACUCAAGGAUCCAGGCGACGAUGAUAUAAACGCUGAUAGGAGUGGAGACAAGAAACAAGCCGUACAGCCGAUAUCGCUUGAUAUGGUGCGUUUGGCUGUAUCUCGUCAUGUGGAAGAAGUCCUUUUUGUGCCGCUUCAGGAAAAAAUCAAUACAGGUCUGCGUCGCGUGUACCACGAGGAAGAAUCUUCGAUCAACCGCAAGGUUCGAUGGCUGCAAGGAAAAGACCAGAUGUAUUUCAACAUUCCGCUGCAUCAAAUUUCGUGGAAAGAGUGGAGAAAAGCGUCUAGAAUCCUCGCUCAAAUUGCUCAAGUGUCACUUCCUGCAGCGAAGUACGACGUACUUACAAGUACGAUCAGAAACAUUCAGACAACUUAUGCUGACGAGCAUAACACGACUACUGACGUGGAGACACUUGAGACUGAUGAUAUUAUACCAAUAUUUACAUACGUGUUGUCGAACAGUGGACUAGAGAACCUCAUUUCGCUGAAGACCUUGUUGACUGAAUUGAACGGUUCGUGGGCCGUUGGCAGGUCUCCUGAUGAUGAAACGUCACUCAACGUUUUGACACACGCGGUAGAUUUUAUUAGUAACGUUAGUAUUCCUGCUGUACUGGAAGAUAUAUUCAAGGACCAAAUUACGCUUUCGAUUGACGGCGACUGGCGCCGCGUAUUAGAGUUUGAAGUGGAGCCAACGUAUCGUUAUGGUGCAAUUGUAGAGCAUAUAUCGCCUCAUGGCUACUCAGCUGUCGGAAAUAUCAUCACGCGGGGUUACGUGCUGGUGACAGUAAAUGGCCAGAAUGUGGUGUUGUGGCCGUUCCAGGACAUCAUGACGUUACUUCUUGGGUCAGCGUCUCCUCACCGGUUAGCCUUCAUCCCUGGAAGCAGUUAUUUCAAAAUUUUGACGUCAAAUAAAGCGCUGUGGAAUGUGGCGUUGAUGCACGCAUGUCAGCGCGGUGACGUGUUCAGUGUGCAAAUGCUGCUUGCAAAUGGAGCUGACGUAAACUAUGUCGCUCAUGAGUGUGGAAGUAAUACGCCAUUGCAUGUCGCAGUAAGUGCUUUACAUUUCAACGUUGUUUCGUACAUGCUCCAGCACGGUGCUAAGGUAAAGACUAUCGGAGAAUGCGGUCGCAGCGCAUUGCACAUGGUCGGGUCUCCUUGUACGAUGCCGGCUACAGUGAGUGUGUCUUGUGACGUCACGAGAACUUCAAGUGGGACGUCUGCUACCUUGAGUGACUCUGAUAAGGCCGUUUUGAUAAUCAAGAAACUACUAGGUCACGGAGCGCUUGUCGACACUGUUGACAUCUACGGUAACACGCCGAUUAUGUUGUUGGCGGAAAGAGGCUUUCUUGGUGGAAUUGACGUGAUCAUGGAGGCAGAUAGCAAGGUUGAUCUGAACGCUCGUAAUUGGCAGCGCGGCAUGAGUGCUCUUGCGCUUGCAUCAAAGAGUGGCGAAGCAAAUGUAGUAGAGGGGUUGUUAGAUUAUGGCGCCCAAGCCGACAUACGUACGCUGCAUGGUGAGACCCCUCUACACUUUGCGGCAGCAGGCGCGAGCCAACGUGUGUGUCAGUUGCUUAUCGAGAGAGGCUGCGAUGUCGAUGUCCGUACAAGCGACGGGUUGACUCCGUUGAUGGUCGCAGUUGCGAGAGAUCGAGGCGCGACCAUGAAGGAUGUUGACAUUGUGUCACCGUCUGUAUCAUCUUCGAUCACGGAUCACAGCAAUGCCCGCAGCGGGCAAUAUGACCACCACCAUAAAAUGACGAAUGGCUCGCGAAGCAGCAAUAGUCUGGACAACUCCUCAGUCAUUUUAACAAUGGAUUACCUUGUACGGAGCGGUGCUGAAAUAUCUGCGGUUUGUGAAGCAUAUCGUACGCCUUUGCAUUAUGCUGCUCUUUAUGGUUAUGACGAAUUGCAUGCGAAUCUAUUGGCAAAACUGGGCGACGAUACAAGUGCUGGAAGACGCGACUUGCAUGGGCAAUCAGCAGCGUUUAUGGUGGAAGCUGGUCGAUCCUCUCAUGCGCAUGCGAGCGAAGACCCGGCCGAUAGCACCAGCUUAGCAAUGGUCGACGAUUACAGCAUGCUGGCUGAGAAUGAUGACUCUGACGACGAUGACGAUGACAUUGACGAUUUGGAACAUGCUGAUAUUCCCAUGUCACUCACAGGGCACAGCAACCUUUUGGGAAAGAGUUUGAGCAUAAAGGAUUUGGUGACUGAAGAAAAUGGUGGAGUUGAGGAGAUUAUUGCAGGAACAUUUGAUGCUAUUGCCUACUUUUUGCUGCGCUAUGAGGAUUACCGUAUGGAGGAGUUAAGCGCACUCAUAUGGUCCUGCGGGUACGCAUCCAACAACGGAGGUGGGAGCACCUUUCAAGAGACAGUGGACAUUUUGCAAAACAUGCGCAAACAGUACUCGGUCGGAACGGAGGCUGGGUUUUACGUGCGGAGAAUGUUGCUGAGUGCACUGGAUAAGUUGGUGGAAAUUCUGAAGCACAGCGUUGAGUGCGAUAUGACUGUGUGCAAUUACGCAGCUGAAUUGUACACGGAACUGGUCCCUGUACAGGAUGCGUUGGCCAAGGAGGAUCCACAGUGCGCGCAAUGGCUCAGUGCAUCGCUAUUGCCGGAGUUUGCAGAUGCGUGUCUGUCCAACCGUGUGCAAGAUUUUCAAGUGCUGUCUUUUUGUGAGAGCGAUUACACGUCCCUGAAGCAGUUCAUUUGCACUGCGAAGCAAGCAAACCCGAACGUAGAGUUUCUAGACGACGAUUUGUUCGGCGUUGCCACGGGUAUGGAGAUUAUUACAGAAGCGAUGCGGCGCCGAAUGUCUCUCGCUGGUGUGUGGAAGAAGGGAGGGGGAAAGAAGUCAUUCGUGGUUAAGCCAGAGGAAACAUGUGAUACCACUGUAUCUGAAGAACGGUCGACUACGAUUACACCCUGGCAGCCAAGAGGCGUGAAUGUGGGUCGCACGUAUGCUGUAGAGCAGCGGAUGGUCAGGUUAUGGAUCUUGGAUUUGGACCCAUGCAUUAUCGCACAGCAGAUCACUCUGAUACAGCACUACCUAUUCAGCAAGAUUAAAGUGUCCGAAGUUCUAGCAUCCAAGCGCAACGCCGAGAAAACACCAGGGUAUCAGCGACUUCGGUUGCUGCAUAAUCACGUUUCUACUUGGGUGGUUAGUCAGAUUCUUAUGCGAAGCGAUGUGGACCAACGUGCCGAAAUUCUCGCCUAUAUCAUUCGUGUCGCUGGCGUUCUGCUCUCCCCUCUGCAAAACUUUGACGGGUUUAUGGCCGUGAUGAACGCAGCAAACGACUCUUCCAUUUUUCGUCUGAAGAAAACAUGGGGCCGGCUAUCACCACAAGCGCGGGAAUUGUGGCAAGAGUUGAUGCCGCUUACGGAGAAGGGUGCUCGGCCACUCAACAAACUCACGAAAGAAGCGACCCCGCCGCUCAUUCCGUAUUUGGGUGUUGUGAUCCAAAACGUGAUUGCGUUGCAGGAGUACCCGGAUCGUGUGGAGGGAGACUUGAUUAACUUCAAGAAAAUACGCUCUAUUGGCUGUCUUAUUCAGAAACUGCUGUCUUUUCAGAAGACACCGUACUUGCUGCCGACGGACAAGCGUGUUUUGGACCAUAUCUGCUCACCCGUUCCCUUCGUAGAUGGCGACUCGUGCUUUGCGCGCUCACUAAAGAUUGAGCCCCGCGUUGCUGACGCUGCGUCUGAGACUACGUAA
Peronospora matthiolae is the source of this 5085-nucleotide messenger RNA. The record is from the annotation of a GenBank genome assembly. Lineage: Eukaryota; Oomycota; Peronosporomycetes; Peronosporales; Peronosporaceae.